This is a messenger RNA of Mugil cephalus (flathead mullet), 2433 nucleotides long. RefSeq names its product zinc finger protein AEBP2-like. Gene Ontology annotation, cellular component: ESC/E(Z) complex. The transcript is spliced from 9 exons. Lineage: Eukaryota; Metazoa; Chordata; Actinopteri; Mugiliformes; Mugilidae. The coding region runs from base 57 to 1445 and encodes 462 amino acids. Gene Ontology annotation, biological process: regulation of transcription by RNA polymerase II. The record is from RefSeq and is a predicted model, not a curated record.
UGAUGACGGGGGUUUAAUACCGAAAGUGUCUCCCGUCCCUGACGUACGCCGCUGAAAUGGCUGCUGCGGCUCCUCAAGAGACGCCCGCACCGAGCGCCGAGAGCGAUGCACCGUCCGUGGAGGCGAACGAGAGCAACGGCGAGGAGAAGGAAAAGGGCCUCGACGAACCGAAGACAGAGCAACCAGGCGGGAGCGUAGAGCCGAAAAUGGAAAUGGAGGUGGACGCGGAGGCCGACGAAGAGGAGCGAGCUGCAGCGGCAGACAAGGCCGCGGGAGAGGCGGUGACAGAGGAAAGUGCUGCGACGGUCAACCAGGAGAAAACAGACGCUCCUGGGGAAGCGGAGCAGAGGCCGGAGUCACAGCCGAGCCCCGGAGACGGUAACGUUGAGGCCGCCAACGCUACCGGGGAGGCCAAGGAGGAGCCGGGAGAAGACAGCCGGUGCUCAGGGAUGGACUGCGAGAAGAGCAAAAGUGUCUGUGAAGAUGGUGAGAAAACCAGCGGCGGGGGCGGCGAGCUGGACGACAAGAGGCGGCCGAGUGUGGAGAUCUCCUCCUCGGACGGUGAACCACUGAGCCGCAUGGACUCGGAGGACAGUAUCAGCAGCACCCUGAUGGAGAUGGAGAGCACGGUGUCCAGCGGGCGCUCCACCCCGGCGAUGAUGAACGGGCACAGCAGUGCCAGCUCGUCCGGGGCCAAGACGCUGGCGUACCCCUGCUGCUGGGACCUCUGUCCGCAGUGCUUCAACUCCAGCCCGGAUCUGGCCGAGCACAUCCGGGGGAUUCAUGUGGACGGGCAGAGAGGAGGGGUGUUUGUAUGUCUCUGGAAGGGUUGUAAAGUGUACAACACACCGUCCACGAGUCAGAGUUGGCUCCAGAGACACAUGCUCACCCACAGUGGAGAUAAACCCUUCAAGUGUGUCGUUGGUGGAUGCAACGCCAGCUUUGCUUCCCAAGGAGGGCUGGCUCGUCAUGUUCCCAGUCACUUCAGCCAGCAGAGCUCCUCUAAAAUGUCGAGCCAGGCCAAACUCAAGGAGGAGUCGCCCUCCAAGGCUGGACUCAACAAGAGGAAGAAGCUCAAGAACAAACGCAGGUGCUCCCUACCGAGGCCCCACGACUUCUUUGAUGCCCAAACCAUGGAUGCUAUCCGGCACAGGGCCAUCUGUCUCAACCUCGCCACCCACAUCGAAAGUGUGGGGAAUGGCCACAGUGUAGUCUUCCACAGUACGGUGCUAGCCCGAAGGAAAGAGGGGACGGGCAAAGUGAAGGUUCUCCUACACUGGACGCCUGAGGACAUACUACCUGACGUGUGGGUGAAUGAAACCGAGCGAUCUCAACUCAAGACUAAAGUGGUGCACUUAUCCCAGCUGCCGCAGGACACAGCCAUGCUAUUAGACCCAAACAUCUAUCGAGCACUUCCUCAAAAGCGACUGAAGAGCAGCCUGUAAGGAGCCGACUGUGGACUUGAUACUUAAGGGGAAAUCCCUGUUCAAGGGAGGUUUAUCUACAGUGUAUGCGAUGGGACGCUCUUCUGUCUCCACUGAACGGGGGGAGUGAAGUGGCGGUAAAAGGAAGCGGAACUGGCUAUGCUGCAGUUCUCCUUUUUUUCAGUCUUCGGUUUUAUACAUCUAAAACUGUUGUAGCCAAUCGUGGUGUAAAAUGGGACUGAAUAUUUUUUAAAAGUUUGUGUUUAUGAAAAACUCACAAGAGUGUUUUUUAGCACACACCAAACUGAAAAUAUUCUUAAUACCCAAUAGUGUAAAAAAGGAAACAGUUUUGUGUAAGUUUGUCGAAUAACGGCAUAUUUUAUAACUGUUUUAUGUAAAAUAUUUAUCCAGAUUUGUAACUUAUUUUUAUACCAUGACAAUGCUGGUGUACUGUGGAUUUUUUUGUGACGGUUUUGAUUAGAACCGCAUUUACUGUGAUAAUAUAUGUGAAAUGUAACUUGUAGGGAUAUUUGGAAAUUUAUAGCUGUAAUUACGUCGUACGUGACAUAAGUCUUAACGGAUUAUCCUAUUUAUAGUUACUGAAUGCAGUACUGUUAACUGUUCAUAUGACAGCGGUGUGUGAGGUUGUGCCAGUCAUGUCAGACUUGACUUGUAUUCAGUGCGAUCGAACUGUUACAGGAGCAAUAACUCAGUAGUUGAGGAUACUACGGUGUAGCUCUUAAUCUUACAGUCUGUGGACUGUGCUUCUUAAAAAUCACUGACGUUUCAGCCGUCGGUUACAAGGUUUAUAUCACACAAACCCACUCCUCCUACUCUCCGUCAUGUAACGUGAACCGUCUCUAUCAUGGUCGCAUUACAUUACUGCUACUUAAGCACUUAAUAAUUAUCGUUAAAAUGUUUUUUUUUUCUACUCUGUGUUGUCAUCUUUGAAAAUGAAAUCCAUUAUUUGUAAUAAAAUGUGGGAAAUGUCCCACGUUGACGAAUCUGA